Molecule: messenger RNA, 1722 nt
Organism: Sclerotinia trifoliorum
Lineage: Eukaryota; Fungi; Ascomycota; Leotiomycetes; Helotiales; Sclerotiniaceae
Source: the annotation of a GenBank genome assembly
CACCUUUUGGCCAUUAUACACUCUUACUGUGCCGUAAUUUGUGGAAAAACUUUCUGUGAAAUAACAAAUACUAUGACUGAAAAUAUCUGAUCUUUGUUGAUGUUUCACGAGCCUUUUUCGAAUCUCGUUUGCUGUGAGAGAAUAUUCUUCAAGUCUUUACCAACCUCCUUCUCGAUAUUUGGUCAUAGACUUUUACUCGGUCCAUGAAUCUUACUCGCGGCAAACGUGAGUUACUCGAAAUAGCAGUAUAAAAGGAGCGGAGUUAAAGAUGAAAAAGGCCCCACGGGGAAUAAAGUGCACAAGGAAACUGCAGCUGCAGUCGAAGUUGACCAUCCAUAAGACACGAACCAAACUAAUGAAAAAGAAGUCUGUAAUGGCUAGUAAGAAGUUACCAACCAUUAUGGACUGGAAGUGUACCGCAGAGAAGGUCACAGAAUCUCUUCCAGGUAAAGGUCAAACGUAAGUAAGGCUUUCACUUCUUACUUGAAAAGUAGCUGAUGUUUUUACAUUCACAGACUCGAUGGGAAGACGGAAAGUAAGGGGAAAGGAAUAUCAAAGUUCGAGGAAAACGAUGUUUCAGAUUGGUGCAGCAAGAAAGAGGGUCCCCUUGAUUCGGAUGAUGAUGGCAUGUAGUCUCUUCAUACAUGUUCAUUAAACUAGAAAAAUGUUUAAACUAACGAUUUAAUAGCAGAUGGGGAUAGGCCUAUCCAGGUCUUCAGCCCCGAAGAAUUGGCCUCGGGAGAUAGAUUUAUUGUUGACGCGACAAAGCUCCACAAACGCGAGAUUGAAAGGAUAAUAUUGUUUCAUGGAGUUUUCUGCAAGGCUUAUAAUGAUAUCGUUUACUACACUCAGUAUCAUUCGAAAAUAGAGGAUAGUCACAUUGAAAGGGUAAAUAGCAAAGGAGGAGCAGUCGAAGGACAAUUCUGCCCUGCGAACCAUCUGGACGAAAUUAUGGAAGCCAAAAAUAAGAUAGAAGGGGUAGAUGACAUCCCAGGGACUCUAUAUACACCGAAGGUAGUUCUUCAAAGAAUUCAGGAUGGGUUUUCAUCUCUUCAACAAAUUUGGCAGAAAAUAGUGGAAGAAAGCCUGUCAGCAGUCACUUCACGGGAUUUGACUAUCCCGAUACAAAAGAUCGAUGAGAUUGAAAAGAUGCAAUUUAUCAUGAAGGCAAUCGAUAUCAUAGAUGGAGAUAGCCAGAGCACGAACGAGAUAAGGAUACAGGGGCCUGAGUGCACUCACCCUGCCUGUGAUGAUUGCGCCUGUUAUUACGAGGCUGGCCGCCUUAACCGCGAUAAAGACGAGGACAAGGAGGCAUUGAGAAAUCUACCGAUAGGAAAAUAUCUGUCGCUCGGGACUAAAUCCCCCAUCAAGAAGAGCACAUCCAGUUCGAUCACGAGGACUACGGGAUGCGCUUGUGGAACGUUGUGUGCAGGACCUUCACGAAGUCGGUGAUUGGAAAAAAGAAUGUACAGUGUGCGUGAACUCUGAUCAAUAACAUUGGAAUGUAUGAGAUAAUCCUCGAUUGUGUAGUAUUAUCACUAGCUUCCCAUAACCACGUGAUCAUCGUCUCAUGUGCGCAUUGUCCGAAUCAUUCACCUGCUUCCUUCGUGAGGCUCCACUUCUCAUUCUAUUUUUCUGCCAAUCAAAGUACUGGAUUAUUAUUGGGAAUCCUUUCAGACAAGAAGAUGGCUCGGAUUAUAAAAUUCAUUAGUGUUCUUAUAA